Molecule: messenger RNA, 4812 nt
Organism: Cynoglossus semilaevis (tongue sole)
Lineage: Eukaryota; Metazoa; Chordata; Actinopteri; Pleuronectiformes; Cynoglossidae
Product: protein NDRG3-like
Exons: 32
Coding region: 369-3731 (1120 amino acids)
Biological process (GO): regulation of DNA-templated transcription
Cellular component (GO): nucleus
Source: RefSeq, a predicted model, not a curated record
ACCUUUACAAUAACGUAUACGCACUUCCCUUUCGUAUGUGCAAUUAUCACACGUUCAAACUUCAAAAGUAAACACUAACUGCUGAGCCGAGACUAGGAUUGUCCACUUCAACGUAUCCGCUCUGAGUGAAUAGAGAGAAGACAGCUAACGUUAGCCGCUUAGCUUCUCUGUACUAAGUGAAUAGAUAGGAGCCACUGCUAACACAAGCCACGUUAGCUCUGUGUUCUGAGUAGGUGUACACACAACGUAUGCAAGCCAAGUUGGUGUCUAUAAGAUUAGCGAAUUAAUAGGAGGCAUGGCUAUGGUUAGCUUAGCGUUAGCUUUUCUAAUCGGAAUGAAUGGAGAAAAGAAACAGCAGCUAACGUACUAUGAAGACUCCUCCAGACAGGGCAGGGAUCACCUUUGAGGUGGGAGCACAGCUGGAAGCUCGAGAUCGUCUGAAGAACUGGUAUGCAGCUACAAUUGAGAAAAUUGACUUUGAUAAAGAGCGGGUCCUAAUCCAUUUUCGUCGGUGGAGUCGUCGACACAAUGAGUGGUUCCACUGGAACUCACCUUACCUGCGACCACUCGAGCGCAUCAGUCUACGGAGACAGGGCCAAAACCCACCUCACUCACAACCGAGGUUUGUCUCAGGCACCAGGGUCCUGGCAUGUUGGACAGACUGUCGUUUUUACCCAGCUAAAAUACUCAGAGUCAACAAAGAUGACUCAUACACAGUGAGAUUCUUUGACGGUGUUGUUCGGACUGUGAAGCCCACAGGUGUCAAACCAAUCCAGAAGAAACGUAAAUCUGAGAAAAGUGCGGUGGGAAGUGAGGGAUGGGAGGAAGGAGAGAGUGAGGAGGAGCAUGAGGAGGAACUGGAGGAGGCUGAUGAAGACGGAGAAGACAAAGAAAAGAAUGAUGAGAAAGAGAUAAAGGAGGAGGAAAGAGAGGAGCAGAUAACGUCUAAAAAGGAUGAAGGGAUAAAGGAGGAAGACGAAACAGGGAAAGAAGAGGCCUGUCCGUCAUCUACAAGGACAACAGAUGAGACUAAAGUCUGUCCUUCAAACAAUUCUCCAGUUACGCCCCCAGACCCCUUCGCCUUGGCUGCUUUCAGCCCCACCCACAUCAAUAAAGAUGUCCUCUUGGAGCGACAAGCUCACCUUCCAACCACACACAAGUUCAGCAGAGAGCCACUGUACAGAGUGAUAAAGAACCAGCCCCCUCCCAUCCUAUCGAUCGAACUAGACCACAACCCUUUCAAGUGUCCCGCUGAGGGCUGCGUCAAGUCCUUCAGGAAGGCCAGUCUGCUCCACUACCAUAUCAAGUACUAUCACACUGACCAGCAUAUGGAGGAGGGAGGAGCAGGAGGAGGAGGAGGGGAAGAGGAGAAGGUGGCAUCCACAGUGAGGAGGAAACGUUCGUCUUCUGAGGGAGUUGACCUUUUGCCUGAUAGGAAGACUGAAAGUCACAAUAUCAUCUGUCACCAUAAUGACACAGAGAAAAGCACUGUGGGAACAGCAGAGCUGAAGAAGGGAAGAAGCAGCGACAGACCUGCAACACAGACCAGGAAGGAGAGAAAGAACUUCUUGAGAGUCAAACUAAAGAAAAAGAAGAAGAAGAAAAAGAAGAAGAAGAAAAGUCAGUUAGGACUGUGCAGCAGUGAUGAUGAAAAGUCAGAGCGACCUGCCCUCACACUGAAGCUGACAGCCGGGCACAGCGAUGUGUUCACACAAGCGGACGACGGCAGUGAUUGGUCCACACUUACAGCGGAGAGUGGUGAGGACACACCCCCCUGGCCUGUUGCUAUGGAGACAGAGGAGUGCGAGGUUGUUAGGUGUGUAUGCGAAGUCGACGAAGAGAACGACUUCAUGAUCCAGUGCGAGUCCUGUCUUUGUUGGCAGCACGGCACCUGUAUGGGUUUAUAUGAAGACAACGUUCCUCAUCAUUACAUCUGUUAUUACUGCCGGCAUGCAGCAGGUUGGAGGCGAAGCCAGCGCUUGCACUCGGAGCCUGAUUGGCUGAUUUCCGGGCACAUGUUUGGCCUGUCGUGCAUAAGGGAAAACUACUCUGAGAUCAACUCCGCCAAGAUCACACACACCAAACGUUUAAUGGCUCACACGCAUGGUCUCAAUCAGGUCCUCAGUGGACUGCAGCUGAAGAUUAGUCUCUUACACUCCUCUUCUCACCCUGAUCUGAUGCUGUGGAGGUUGCCGUGGAAACAGCAAGAGGGGCAGAGGUUAUCGUCUUGUACAUUGACAGAAGAACCCACCGUUAGCUAUGUCAGCAGUGAGCACUGCUACCAGAAGCCCGAAGCAUCAUGGGAAAAAUCAGAGGCGAGGAAGGAAGAUGGUGGGCAGAAGGGAAUUAAGGAUGAGGACAAGCAGGUGACUGCAGCAACCGUUACAGGCAACAGAACUGCGGCGUCGGACUCGGACGUACAACAUAGCGGCGUUAACAUUGUGUCAGGAGUGCACGCACACACAGACUUCAGGAAACUCGCACACGCUGGAACGCUCACACCUGUGACUGAGUGUCAGCUGAACCUGUUGGAACACGUGGAGUUUUUACACCAGCAGAUCAGCACCAGGAUGGAUGUGAUCGAGAAAGAGCUAGACGACAGCGUUCCUGUCAUGGAGGAGCUUCACGAUGUCCAGCUGACUGAGAUCAAACCACUGCUGACUAGUCAGGGUGGUAGAAAUUACCAGGACUUUGACUGUCAGGAACAUGAUGUUGAAACAGCCCACGGUGUUCUGCACGUAACCAUGAGGGGAGUUGCCAAGAGCAACCGGCCCACAGUCCUCACCUUCCAUGACAUUGGGCUGAAUCAUAAGUCCUGCUUCAACAGCCUGUUUAACUACGAGGACAUGCAGGAAGUGACGCAGCAUUUCUCUGUCGUUCACGUCGACGCUCCGGGACAACAGGAAAAUGCUGCUGUGUUUCCGACUGGAUAUCAGUAUCCCACCAUGGAUGAACUGGCUGAGAUGCUACCAUCUGUCCUCACACAGCUGCAAGUGAAGAGUGUUAUAGGGAUCGGUGUUGGAGCUGGAGCUAACGUCCUCACAAGACUGGCUCUGAAUGAGCCCAGUCUGGUUGAAGGGUUAGUUCUGAUCAACGUCGACCCCUGCGCCAAAGGAUGGAUGGACUGGGCCGCGUCCAAGCUGAGUGGAUGGACCAGCAACCUGGUGGACAUCAUUAUGGGACAUCACUUCAGCACAGAUGAGUUGGCAGAGAAUAAGGAGCUGAUCCAGACUUACAGACUCCACGUAUCUCAGGACAUCCCUCAGGAAAAUCUGGCCAUGUUCUACAACAGCUAUGACAGUCGCACCGAGUUAGAGAUGGAGCGUCCAGUUCCUGGUUUGAAUGAAAACACUGUCGUCACACUCAGAUGUCCUGCUCUGCUGGUGGUUGGAGACACAUCACCUGCUGUUGAUGCUGUGGUGGAGUGUAACUCCAGACUGAACCCGACCAAAACCACCCUGUUGAAGAUGGCAGACUGUGGAGGACUUCCUCAGGUGGUGCAGCCAGGAAAACUCACUGAAGCCUUCAAGUAUUUUGUCCAGGGGAUGGGUUACAUGCCCGCUGUGGGUAUGACGCGACUCGUCCGCUCCAGAACACACUCGGCCUCCAGCGUGGGGUCGGCCGACGGCAGCCAGAGACGCGGCACCAGCCAGACGCAGCCCAAAGGCGACAACCUCAUCAGCUGUGAACAGACACCGCCGCCCUUCAGCAUCACCGAGAUGACGGCAUAGGAAGCCACUCCGUGUUUGUUUUGUUUUUUUCCCCUCUAUCUCCUCCAGCGUUCUAGUGGUAAACGUUCUCUCCAGAGCCGGCCUCCACGACGGUCACUGUGGGCUUUGGUUUCUGUCGAAUGCUGAUGUGAUUCCUGUACUACCGCUGUAGAUGUAACAUCCAGUCAGGAAGGUUUGUUUUUAUUUAUUUCCCUCAGAUCAGUUUCCACCUCAGUUUGUUCCUGAUUUGAGUUUUUUUUUUUUUUUUGACAUUGAUGUUAUUUCGAAUCAAAAUGAUUGUGGUAAGCAGUUGCAACUCUAACAUUAAAACAAAAAAUUUUGUUUAAUUCAUUAUUUUUCUUUAACAUUACACCUUUGAUCUCCCCUUCUCUGGUUAGGAUUGUAGUGACUAAAAUCUUGUCGGCAGCAUGAUUGUUUUCAUCGUGCAGUUGUGGCAUGAAAACUGUUCAGUGAUGCAGUGACUGUCGUUGGCUUUGCUUUGUCAUGUUAGACCAGGGUUGUAAGCUAAGGUCGCUCCCUGACCAUCUGAGUCACCUAAUUCCAAUCACUUACUAGUCCUCCUCGUUUCCUGAUUGUUCAAUGUCUAUUCCUGGUCUGUGGACCAAAGAGCACUUUUCCUUCUUCAUUUCAUAUCCAUUUCUUUAAACCUUUUAGCGUUUUGUAGAAUCAGUGAAUAUGGGUUUUUUUGGGUUUUUUUUUAAACAAGUGAACAAUUUGAAGUCACCUGACACACUUAUUUAGUGUCCGGAAAGAAGUCGAUGUCACUGCGUGCAGCUUCCACGUAGCCUAACAGUCAGGGUAUCCCCUACUGGAUGACAGGAAAAAUACAUCCAGAGCAGGAAGUAUAAAUGCUAGUUAGAUUUUUUUUUUUUUUGGUUGUGGCCUUGUUGACAAAUAUAUUUAUAACUAAUGAUGAAAAACCAUAGUUAUAUAUUUGAUUGUGAUGAAGUGAAUGUAACAACUGGUACAGUUUUAUCUUUGUUCACUGGACUUUCUGCAGGUUUGUAUUUAAGUGUUUUGUUUGUUCUACAACUUUUACUGUUAAUGGUUUGAAAUGAAUUAAAGUUUAUCGAUGAAGAAA